Messenger RNA from Erinaceus europaeus (western European hedgehog), 13788 nucleotides. RefSeq lists its product as uncharacterized. The record is from RefSeq and is a predicted model, not a curated record. Bases 16 to 13446 code for a protein of 4476 amino acids. Lineage: Eukaryota; Metazoa; Chordata; Mammalia; Eulipotyphla; Erinaceidae. The transcript has 11 exons.
ACCGGAGGAGAGAAAAUGCUCACACAGUUCCUGCAGAACUUGAACCCUGGGUCCGGCAAUGCCAGCCUCCAUCUCCUGGACAGCAGCCCAUCAGCCACCCCUGGUUCCGGCCUGAGCCAGCCAGAAGACAGCUCUCAGGAGAUCACUACCACACCUGACCCUUCCACCAUGCUCAACAACAAUGACAAGCCCGGGCUGUCUGAAGGGGCUCCCUCUGGCCCCAGCACCUCUGUGCCGGGUGGAAAGACCAAGCCCCAGGCAGCAGGGCUGACCCACCUGCGACCUGUCAGUGCCCUGGGCACUGAGUACUUUGUGCUCACACCCCCCAGCUCCGGCAACCUGAAGGAGUUUGCCGUGAGGGCCGGCCCCACAGGUACCAGGGUCGACAUCCAGCUGAAGCGGCCAGUGACAUUCCAAGGCACCUCCUACCCUGCGGGCCAGGUGCUCAGUGUCACCCUCAAGCCCAACCAGGUGGCCCUGAUGCAGAGUGACUCUGACCUCUCAGGCUCCAGGGUCACAGCCAGCAGCCCCGUGGCUGUCUUCUCAGGACACAACUGUGCCCAGGAAGACUCGACAGCCUGUGGCCGAGUAGUGAGGCAGCUGCUCCCCACCUCAGCCUGGGGCACCGACUAUUUGGUGGCCAGCCAGAACUCUCAGAAGCCCUAUGACGUGGCCUACGUGGUGGCCAAGCAGACCACAAAGCUGACCUACAAUCACGGGGGCACCACUGGCUUCCGUUGGCUCAAGAAAGGGGAAGUGGCAGAGUUUGAGAUCCGGCCUUCUAGGCCACUCCACCUGACUGCAGACAAGGGCAUCCAGGUCCUGCAGUUUGGCACUGGGACCUCUAGGGACGGUGCUACCAGUGACCCGGAGCUGGUCCUGGUCCCAGAUGUGGCUUCCUACUGCUCUUCCUAUGUGGUCAAGAGCAUGCCAGGCUCUGAAAGGGUGGCCCUGGUGGUGGCACCAACCAAGGCAGCCGAGCAGCUGACCCUGGACACUCACUCACUUAGGAACCAGCUCACCUGGACAGCUGUGCCAGGCAGUGAGUUCUCCUUUGCAGAAGUGGCCCUCGGCUCUGAAGACAAGAACCACAUCAUCAAGGCCCCUGCCAACUUUGGGCUGCUUCCCUUUGGAAUCCAGCAGGCUGUGGACCAUGUAGCAGCAGCAUCCUGUGGUCGGAGGAUGACACAGGAGCCCACUGUAAACCCUGAGGACCCCAGAGGAGAGGAAUUCCUUGCAGUGUUCAUGCAGAACUUCUACGCAGGGUCCACCGACGCCAAUCUCUAUCUCCUGGUCACCAGCAUGUCCAACAGAGAGGCCUCUGUCUCUGUCCUCAGCCAUGCAGAUGACACCUCUCAGAAGGUCACCGUGAGACCCCGGCAGACAGUCAAGGUCAACAUAGGAGACAAGGCUGAGAUGGUGGGCAGCACCACCUUCCGGCACGCAGUGGUGGUCCACUCUGACCAGAGGGUCUCUGUGCAGGCCGUGAACUUCAAGCCAAAGACAGCAGAGCUGACACACCUGUGGCCCGUCAGUGCCCUGGGCACUGAGUACUUUGUGUUCACACCUCCCAGUGCUUGGGUCGCACCAGAGUUUGCUGUGGUGGCUGGUGCCACAGGUGCCAGGGUCAGCAUGAAGCUGAAGGGGGCAGUGACAUUCAAGGGCAAGUCCUACCCUGCAGGUCAGGUGCUGAGUGUCUCCCUGCAGCCCUAUGAGGUGGCCCAGGUGCAGAGUGAUUCUGAUCUCUCAGGGUCAAAGGUCACAUCCAGCAGCCCUGUGGCUGUCUUCUCAGGUCACACCUGUGCCCAGAAACACACAACCUGCAACCAUGUGGUGGAGCAGCUGCUCCCUACAUCUGCCUGGGGCACCCACUAUGUGGUGGCCACCCUGGACUCUCAGAACGUCUAUGACCUGGCCUAUGUGGUGGCCAGUCAGCCCACAAAGGUGACCUACAAUCACGGGGGCACCACUGGCUCCCGGCAGCUCAAGGAGGGGCAAGUGGCAGAGUUUGAGGUCCAGCCUUCCAGGCCACUCCACCUGACUGCAGACAGGGGCAUCCAGGUCCUGCUGUUGAGCACUGGGGCCCUAACUGAUGAACUUGCCUAUGACCCCUACCUGGUCCUGGUCCCAGAUGUGGCUUCCUACUGCUCUUCCUAUGUGGUCAAGGCUGUGCCAGACUCUGCUGGGGUGGCCCUGGUGGUGGCACCAACCAAGGCUGCUGAACAGCUGACCCUGGACACUCACUCACUUAGGAACCAGCUCACCUGGACAGCUGUGCCAGGCAGUGAGUUCUCCAUUGCAGAAGUGGCUCUCGGCUCUGAAGACACAAACCACAUCGCCAAGGCUCCUGUCAACUUCGGCCUGCUCACCAUUGGACUUGACCAGGCUGUGGGCUAUGGAACAUCAGCUGCCUGUGUCCAGAGGUCAACCCAGAAGGAUUCCAUGAAGCCCGGGAGCACCGGAGGAGAGAAAAUGCUCACACAGUUCCUGCAGAACUUGAACCCUGGGUCCGGCAAUGCCAGCCUCCAUCUCCUGGACAGCAGCCCAUCAGCCACCCCUGGUUCCGGCCUGAGCCAGCCAGAAGACAGCUCUCAGGAGAUCACUGCCACACCUGACCCUUCCACCAUGCUCAACAACAAUGACAAGCCCGGGCUGUCUGAAGGGGCUCCCUCUGGCCCCAGCACCUCUGUGCCGGGUGGAAAGACCAAGCCCCAGGCAGCAGGGCUGACCCACCUGCGACCUGUCGGUGCCCUGGGCACUGAGUACUUUGUGCUCACACCCCCCAGCUCCGGCAACCUGAAGGAGUUUGCCGUGAGGGCCGGCCCCACAGGUGCCAGGGUCGACAUCCAGCUGAAGCGGCCAGUGACAUUCCAGGGCACCUCCUACCCUGCGGGCCAGGUGCUCAGUGUCACCCUCAAGCCCAACCAGGUGGCCCUGAUACAGAGUGACUCUGACCUCUCAGGCUCCAGGGUCACAGCCAGCAGCCCCGUGGCUGUCUUCUCAGGACACAACUGUGCCCAGGAAGACUCGACAGCCUGUGGCCGAGUAGUGAGGCAGCUGCUCCCCACCUCAGCCUGGGGCACCGACUAUGUGGUGGCCAGCCAGAACUCUCAGAAGCCCUAUGACGUGGCCUACGUGGUGGCCAAGCAGACCACAAAGCUGACCUACAAUCACGGGGGCACCACUGGCUUCCGUUGGCUCAAGAAAGGGGAAGUGGCAGAGUUUGAGAUCCGGCCUUCCAGGCCACUCCACCUGACUGCAGACAAGGGCACCCAGGUCCUGCAGUUUGGCACUGGGACCUCUAGGGACGGUGCUACCAGUGACCCGGAGCUGGUCCUGGUCCCAGAUGUGGCUUCCUACUGCUCUUCCUAUGUGGUCAAGAGCAUGCCAGGCUCUGAAAGGGUGGCCCUGGUGGUGGCACCAACCAAGGCAGCCGAGCAGCUGACCCUGGACACUCACUCACUUAGGAACCAGCUCACCUGGACAGCUGUGCCAGGCAGUGAGUUCUCCUUUGCAGAAGUGGCCCUCGGCUCUGAAGACAAGAACCACAACCUCAAGGCCCCUUUCAACUUUGGGCUGCUUCCCUUUGGAAUCCGCCAGCCUGUGCGCUAUGGGACAGGAGCAUCCUGUGGUCAGAAGAAGCCCGGGAGCACCGGAGGAGAGAAAAUGCUCACACAGUUCCUGCAGAACUUGAACCCUGGGUCCGGCAAUGCCAGCCUCCAUCUCCUGGACAGCAGCCCAUCAGCCACCCCUGGUUCCGGCCUGAGCCAGCCAGAAGACAGCUCUCAGGAGAUCACUGCCACACCUGACCCUUCCACCAUGCUCAACAACAAUGACAAGCCCGGGCUGUCUGAAGGGGCUCCCUCUGGCCCCAGCACCUCUGUGCCGGGUGGAAAGACCAAGCCCCAGGCAGCAGGGCUGACCCACCUGCGACCUGUCAGUGCCCUGGGCACUGAGUACUUUGUGCUCACACCCCCCAGCUCCGGCAACCUGAAGGAGUUUGCCGUGAGGGCCGGCCCCACAGGUGCCAGGGUUGACAUCCAGCUGAAGCGGCCAGUGACAUUCCAGGGCUCCUCCUACCCUGCGGGCCAGGUGCUCAGUGUCACCCUCAAGCCCAACCAGGUGGCCCUGAUGCAGAGUGACUCUGACCUCUCAGGCUCCAGGGUCACAGCCAGCAGCCCCGUGGCUGUCUUCUCAGGACACAACUGUGCCCAGGAAGACUCGACAGCCUGUGGCCGAGUAGUGAGGCAGCUGCUCCCCACCUCAGCCUGGGGCACCGACUAUGUGGUGGCCAGCCAGAACUCUCAGAAGCCCUAUGACGUGGCCUACGUGGUGGCCAAGCAGACCACAAAGCUGACCUACAAUCACGGGGGCACCACUGGCUUCCGUUGGCUCAAGAAAGGGGAAGUGGCAGAGUUUGAGAUCCGGCCUUCCAGGCCACUCCACCUGACUGCAGACAAGGGCACCCAGGUCCUGCAGUUUGGCACUGGGACCUCUAGGGACGGUGCUACCAGUGACCCGGAGCUGGUCCUGGUCCCAGAUGUGGCUUCCUACUGCUCUUCCUAUGUGGUCAAGAGCAUGCCAGGCUCUGAAAGGGUGGCCCUGGUGGUGGCACCAACCAAGGCAGCCGAGCAGCUGACCCUGGACACUCACUCACUUAGGAACCAGCUCACCUGGACAGCUGUGCCAGGCAGUGAGUUCUCCUUUGCAGAAGUGGCCCUCGGCUCUGAAGACAAGAACCACAACCUCAAGGCCCCUUUCAACUUUGGGCUGCUUCCCUUUGGAAUCCGCCAGCCUGUGCGCUAUGGGACAGGAGCAUCCUGUGGUCAGAAGAAGCCCGGGAGCACCGGAGGAGAGAAAAUGCUCACACAGUUCCUGCAGAACUUGAACCCUGGGUCCGGCAAUGCCAGCCUCCAUCUCCUGGACAGCAGCCCAUCAGCCACCCCUGGUUCCGGCCUGAGCCAGCCAGAAGACAGCUCUCAGGAGAUCACUGCCACACCUGACCCUUCCACCAUGCUCAACAACAAUGACAAGCCCGGGCUGUCUGAAGGGGCUCCCUCUGGCCCCAGCACCUCUGUGCCGGGUGGAAAGACCAAGCCCCAGGCAGCAGGGCUGACCCACCUGCGACCUGUCAGUGCCCUGGGCACUGAGUACUUUGUGCUCACACCCCCCAGCUCCGGCAACCUGAAGGAGUUUGCCGUGAGGGCCGGCCCCACAGGUGCCAGGGUUGACAUCCAGCUGAAGCGGCCAGUGACAUUCCAGGGCUCCUCCUACCCUGCGGGCCAGGUGCUCAGUGUCACCCUCAAGCCCAACCAGGUGGCCCUGAUGCAGAGUGACUCUGACCUCUCAGGCUCCAGGGUCACAGCCAGCAGCCCCGUGGCUGUCUUCUCAGGACACAACUGUGCCCAGGAAGACUCGACAGCCUGUGGCCGAGUAGUGAGGCAGCUGCUCCCCACCUCAGCCUGGGGCACCGACUAUGUGGUGGCCAGCCAGAACUCUCAGAAGCCCUAUGACGUGGCCUACGUGGUGGCCAAGCAGACCACAAAGCUGACCUACAAUCACGGGGGCACCACUGGCUUCCGUUGGCUCAAGAAAGGGGAAGUGGCAGAGUUUGAGAUCCGGCCUUCCAGGCCACUCCACCUGACUGCAGACAAGGGCACCCAGGUCCUGCAGUUUGGCACUGGGACCUCUAGGGACGGUGCUACCAGUGACCCGGAGCUGGUCCUGGUCCCAGAUGUGGCUUCCUACUGCUCUUCCUAUGUGGUCAAGAGCAUGCCAGGCUCUGAAAGGGUGGCCCUGGUGGUGGCACCAACCAAGGCAGCCGAGCAGCUGACCCUGGACACUCACUCACUUAGGAACCAGCUCACCUGGACAGCUGUGCCAGGCAGUGAGUUCUCCUUUGCAGAAGUGGCCCUCGGCUCUGAAGACAAGAACCACAACCUCAAGGCCCCUUUCAACUUUGGGCUGCUUCCCUUUGGAAUCCGCCAGCCUGUGCGCUAUGGGACAGGAGCAUCCUGUGGUCAGAAGAAGCCCGGGAGCACCGGAGGAGAGAAAAUGCUCACACAGUUCCUGCAGAACUUGAACCCUGGGUCCGGCAAUGCCAGCCUCCAUCUCCUGGACAGCAGCCCAUCAGCCACCCCUGGUUCCGGCCUGAGCCAGCCAGAAGACAGCUCUCAGGAGAUCACUGCCACACCUGACCCUUCCACCAUGCUCAACAACAAUGACAAGCCCGGGCUGUCUGAAGGGGCUCCCUCUGGCCCCAGCACCUCUGUGCCGGGUGGAAAGACCAAGCCCCAGGCAGCAGGGCUGACCCACCUGCGACCUGUCAGUGCCCUGGGCACUGAGUACUUUGUGCUCACACCCCCCAGCUCCGGCAACCUGAAGGAGUUUGCCGUGAGGGCCGGCCCCACAGGUGCCAGGGUUGACAUCCAGCUGAAGCGGCCAGUGACAUUCCAGGGCUCCUCCUACCCUGCGGGCCAGGUGCUCAGUGUCACCCUCAAGCCCAACCAGGUGGCCCUGAUGCAGAGUGACUCUGACCUCUCAGGCUCCAGGGUCACAGCCAGCAGCCCCGUGGCUGUCUUCUCAGGACACAACUGUGCCCAGGAAGACUCGACAGCCUGUGGCCGAGUAGUGAGGCAGCUGCUCCCCACCUCAGCCUGGGGCACCGACUAUGUGGUGGCCAGCCAGAACUCUCAGAAGCCCUAUGACGUGGCCUACGUGGUGGCCAAGCAGACCACAAAGCUGACCUACAAUCACGGGGGCACCACUGGCUUCCGUUGGCUCAAGAAAGGGGAAGUGGCAGAGUUUGAGAUCCGGCCUUCCAGGCCACUCCACCUGACUGCAGACAAGGGCACCCAGGUCCUGCAGUUUGGCACUGGGACCUCUAGGGACGGUGCUACCAGUGACCCGGAGCUGGUCCUGGUCCCAGAUGUGGCUUCCUACUGCUCUUCCUAUGUGGUCAAGAGCAUGCCAGGCUCUGAAAGGGUGGCCCUGGUGGUGGCACCAACCAAGGCAGCCGAGCAGCUGACCCUGGACACUCACUCACUUAGGAACCAGCUCACCUGGACAGCUGUGCCAGGCAGUGAGUUCUCCUUUGCAGAAGUGGCCCUCGGCUCUGAAGACAAGAACCACAACCUCAAGGCCCCUUUCAACUUUGGGCUGCUUCCCUUUGGAAUCCGCCAGCCUGUGCGCUAUGGGACAGGAGCAUCCUGUGGUCAGAGGAUGCCACAGGAGGUCACUUCAGACCCUGAUGACAACCUGAGAGAGGAAUUCCUCACAGUCUUCAUGCAAAACUUUAACCCUGAAACCAGCAAUACCAGUCUCCACCUCCUGGUGACCAGCAUGUCAGACAAAGCUGCCUCUGUCUCCGUCCUCAGCCAUGCAGACAACACAUCAUUGAAGGUCACUGUGAGACCCGGGCACACAGUCAAGGUCAACAUCGGCUCCAAGGCUGAGAUGGUGGGCAGUACCACCUUCCGGCACGCAGUGGUGGUCCACUCUGACCAGAGGGUCUCUGUGCAGGCUGUAAAUGCCAAAAAGGCUACAGCAGAUGUGACUCAGCUCCGGCCUGUCAGUGCCCUGGGCACUGAGUACUUUGUGUUCACACCCCCCAGGGCUUGGGCCUCACCAGAGUUUGCUGUGGUGGCUGGUGCCACAGGUGCCAGGGUUGACAUGCAGCUAAAGGGGGCAGUGACAUUCCAGGGCAAGUCCUACCCUGCAGGUGAUGUGCUGAGUGUCACCCUGCAGCCCUAUGAGGUGGCCCAGGUGCAGAGUGAUUCUGAUCUCUCAGGGUCAAAGGUCACAGCCAGCAGCCCUGUGGCUGUCUUCUCAGGUUACACAUGUGCCAAAAAACAUACAAACUGUGACCAUGUAGUGGAACAGCUGCUCCCCACAUCUGCCUGGGGCACCCACUAUGUGGUGGCCACCCUGAAUUCACAGAAUCUCUAUGACUUGGCCUAUGUGGUAGCCAGUCAGCCCACAAAGUUGACCUAUAAUCAUGGGGGCACCACAGGCUCCCAGCAGCUCAAGGAAGGGGAAGUAGCAGAGUUUGAGGUACGGCCUUCCAGGCCACUCCACCUGACUGCAGACAAGGGCAUCCAAGUCCUGCUGUUUGGCACUGGGGCCUCAAAGGAUGGUGUUACCUAUGACCCUUAUCUGGUCCUGGUCCCAGAUGUGGCUUCCUACUGCUCUUCCUAUGUGGUCAAGACUGUGCCAGGCUCUAAAGGGGUGGCCCUGAUGGUGGCACCAACCAAGACUACCAAACAGUUCACCUUGGAUGACCACACACUUGGAGACCAGCUCACCUGGACAGCUGUGCCAGGCAGUGAGUUCUCCUUUGCAGAAACAGACCUCGGCUCUGAAGACACAAACCACGUCGCCAAGGCCCCUGCCAACUUUGGGCUGCUCACCUUUGGAAUGGACCAAUAUAUUGGCUAUGGGACAUCAACUGCCUGUGAUCAGAGGAAGACCCAGGAGGUCUCCAUGACACCCAGGAACACCGUGACAGAGGAAUUCCUCGCAGCCUUCAUGCAGAACACCAACGCUGGAUCCAACAACACCAGUCUCCACCUCCUGGUCACCAGCAUGUCAGACAAGGCUGCCACUGUCUCUGUCCUCAGCCACGCAGACCACACCUCUCAGAAGGUCACUGUGAGACCCAGGCAGACAGUCAAGGUCAACAUCAGCUCCAAGGCUGAGAUGGUGGGCAGCACCACCUUCCGGCACGCAGUGGUGGUCCACUCUGACCAGAGGGUCUCUGUGCAGGCUGUAAAUGCCAAAAAGGCUACAGCAGAUGUGACUCAGCUCUGGCCCGUCAGUGCCCUGGGCACUGAGUACUUUGUGUUCACACCCCCCAAUGAUUGGGUCUCACCAGAGUUUGCUGUGGUGGCUGGUGCCACAGGUGCCAGGGUUGACAUGCAGCUAAAGGGGGCAGUGACAUUCCAGGGCCAGUUCUACCCUGCAGGUCAGGUGCUGGGUGUCACCUUGAAGCCUUAUGAGGUGGUCCAGGUGCAAAGUUAUUUUGAUCUCUCAGGGUCAAAGGUCACAGCCAGCAGCCCUGUGGCUGUCUUCUCAGGUCACACAUGUGCUACUAAACACACAACUUGUGACCAUGUAGUGGAACAGCUGCUUCCCACAUCUGCCUGGGGCACCCACUAUGUGGUGGCCACCCUGAAUUCACAGAAUCUCUAUGACUUGGCCUAUGUGGUAGCCAGUCAGCCCACAAAGUUGACCUAUAAUCAUGGGGGCACCACAGGCUCCCAGCAGCUCAAGGAAGGGGAAGUAGCAGAGUUUGAGGUACGGCCUUCCAGGCCACUCCACCUGACUGCAGACAAGGGCAUCCAAGUCCUGCUGUUUGGCACUGGGGCCUCAAAGGAUGGUGUUACCUAUGACCCUUAUCUGGUCCUGGUCCCAGAUGUGGCUUCCUACUGCUCUUCCUAUGUGGUUAAGACUGUGCCAGGCUCUAAAGGGGUGGCCCUGAUGGUGGCACCAACCAAGACUACCAAACAGUUCACCUUGGAUGACCACACACUUGGAGACCAGCUCACCUGGACAACUGUGCCAGGCAGUGAGUUCUCCUUUGCAGAAACAGACCUCGGCUCUGAAGACACAAACCACGUCGCCAAGGCCCCUGCCAACUUUGGGCUGCUCACCUUUGGAAUGGACCAAUAUAUUGGCUAUGGGACAUCAACUGCCUGUGAUCAGAGGAAGACCCAGGAGGUCUCCAUGACACCCAGGAACACCGUGACAGAGGAAUUCCUCGCAGCCUUCAUGCAGAACAUCAAACCUGAAUUUGGAAACACCAAUCUCCACCUCCUGAUCACCAGCAUAUCAGACCAAGCUGCCACUGUCUCUGUCCUCAGCCACGCAGACCACACCUCUCAGAAGGUCACUGUGAGACCCAGGCAGACAGUCAAGGUCAACAUAGGAGACAAGGCUGAGAUGGUGGGUAGCACCACCUUCCAGCAUGCAGUGGUGGUCCACUCUGACCAGAGGGUCUCUGUGCAGGCUGUAAAUGCCAAAAAGGCUACAGCAGAUGUGACUCAGCUCUGGCCCGUCAGUGCCCUGGGCACUGAGUACUUUGUGUUCACACCCCCCAGUGCUUGGGUCUCACCAGAGUUUGCUGUGGUGGCUGGUGCCACAGGUGCCAGGGUCAGCAUGAAGCUGAAGGGGGCAGUGACAUUCCAGGGCAAGUUCUACCCUGCAGGUCAGGUGCUGAGUGUCACCCUGCAGCCCUAUGAGGUGGCCCAGGUGCAGAGUGAUUCUGAUCUCUCAGGGUCAAAGGUCACAGCCAGCAGCCCUGUGGCUGUCUUCUCAGGUCACAGCUGUGCCCAGAAACACACAACAUCUUGUGACCACGUGGUGGAGCAGCUGCUCCCCACAUCUGCCUGGGGCACCCACUAUGUGGUGGCCACCCUGGACUCUCAGAAUCUCUUUGACCUGGCCUAUGUGGUGGCCAGUCAGCCCACAAAGUUGACCUACAAUCAAGGAGGCAUCACUGGGUCCCAUCAGCUCGAGGAAGGAGAAGUAGCAGAGUUUGAGGUCCAGCCUUCCAGGCCACUCCACCUGACUGCUGACAAGGGCAUCCAAGUCCUGCUGUUUGGCACUGGGGCCUCAAAGGAUGGUGUUACCUAUGACCCUUAUCUGGUCCUGGUCCCAGAUGUGGCUUCCUACUGCUCUUCCUAUGUGGUCAAGACUGUGCCAGGCUCUAAAGGGGUGGCCCUGAUGGUGGCACCAACCAAGACUACCAAACAGUUCACCUUGGAUGACUACACACUUGGAGACCAGCUCACCUGGACAGCUGUGCCAGGCAGUGAGUUCUCCUUUGCAGAAACGGACCUCAGCUCUGAAGACACAAACCACGUCGCCAAGGCCCCUGCCAACUUUGGGCUGCUCACCUUUGGAAUGGACCAAUAUAUUGGCUAUGGGACAUCAACUGCCUGUGAUCAGAGGAUGUCACAGGAGGCCACUACAAAGACUAAGAACACCAUGACAGAGGAAUUCCUCACAGCUUUCAUGCAAAAUUUCAACCCUGGGUCCAGCAACGCCAAUCUCCACCUCUUGGUCACCAGCAUGUCAGACCAAGCUGCCACUGUCUCUGUCCUCAGCCAUGCAGACAACACCUCUCAGAAGGUUACCGUGAGACCUGGGCAGACAGUCAAGGUCAACAUAGGAGACAAGGCUGAGAUGGUGGGUAGCACCACCUUCCGGCACGCAGUGGUGGUCCACUCUGACCAGAGGGUCUCUGUGCAGUCGGUGAACUUCAAGCCCUUGACAGCAGAUCUAACACACCUGUGGCCCGUCAGUGCCCUGGGCACUGAGUACUUUGUGUUCACACCCCCCAGUGCUUGGGUCUCACCAGAGUUUGCUGUGGUGGCUGGUGCCACAGGUGCCAGGGUCAGCAUGAAGCUGAAGGGGGCAGUGACAUUCCAGGGCAAGUCCUACCCUGCAGGUCAGGUGCUGAGUGUCACCCUGCAGCCCUAUGAGGUGGCCCAGGUUCAGAGUGAUUCUGAUCUCUCAGGGUCAAAGGUCACAGCCAGCAGCCCUGUGGCUGUCUUCUCAGGUCACAGCUGUGCCCAGAAACACACAACAUCUUGUGACCACGUGGUGGAGCAGCUGCUUCCCACAUCUGCCUGGGGCACCCACUAUGUGGUGGCCACCCUGGACUCUCAGAAUCUCUUUGACCUGGCCUAUGUGGUGGCCAAGCAGACCACAAUGUUGACCUACAAUCAUGGGGGCACCACUGGGUCCCAUCAGCUCAAGGAGGGGCAAGUGGCAGAGUUUGAGAUCCAGCCUUCUCGGCCACUCUAUCUGACUGCAGACAAGGGCAUCCAAGUCUUGCAGUUUGGCACUGGGGCCUCAAAGGAUCGCAUUACCUAUGACCCCUACCUGGUCCUGGUUCCAGAUGUGGCUUCCUACUGCUCUUCCUAUGUGGUCAAGACUGUGCCAGACUCUAAAGGAGUGGCCUUGGUGGUGGCAUCAACCAAGGAUGCUGAACAGCUGAUCCUGGACAAUCACUCACUUAGGAACCAGCUCACCUGGACAGCUGUGCCAGGCAGUGAGUUCUCCUUUGCAGAAGUGGCCCUCGGCUCUGAAGACACAAACCAUGUUGCCAAGGCCCCUGCCAACUUUGGGCUGCUCCCCUUUGGAUUGGACCACUUUAUCGGCUAUGGGACAUCAGCUGCCUGUAAUCAGAGAAAGAAACAGGAGGUCCCUAUGAGACUCAGGAACAGCAGGGGGAAAGAAUUCCUCGCAGCCUUCAUGCAGAACUUCGACCCUGGGUCCAGCAACGCCAAUCUCCACCUCUUGGUCACCAGCAUGUCAGACCAAGCUGCCACUGUCUCUGUCCUCAGCCAUGCAGACAACACCUCUCAGAAGGUCACUGUGAGACCCGGGCAGACAGUCAAGGUCAACAUAGGAGACAAGGCUGAGAUGGUGGGCAGCACCACCUUCCGGCACGCAGUGGUGGUCCACUCUGACCAGAGGGUCUCUGUGCAGGCUGUGAACUUCAAGCCAUUGACAGCAGAUCUAACACACCUGUGGCCCGUCAGUGCCCUAGGCACUGAGUACUUUGUGUUCACACCCCCCAGUGCUUGGGUCUCACCAGAGUUUGCUGUGGUGGCUGGUGCCACAGGUGCCAGGGUCAGCAUGAAGCUGAAGGGGGCAGUGACGUUCAAGGGCAAGUCCUACCCUGCAGGUCAGGUGCUGAGUGUCUCCCUGAAGCCCUAUGAGGUGGCCCAGGUGCAGAGUGAUUCUGAUCUCUCAGGGUCAAAGGUCACAGCCAGCAGCCCUGUGGCUGUCUUCUCAGGUCACACUUGUGCUAUAAAACACACAACAUCUUGUGACCACAUGGUGGAGCAGCUGCUCCCCACAUCUGCCUGGGGCACCCACUAUGUGGUGACAACUCUGGACACUCAGAAUGCCUAUGACCUGGCCUAUGUGGUGGCCAGUCAGCCCACAAAGGUGACCUACAAUCACGGGGGCACCACAGGCUCCCAGCAGCUCAAGGAAGGGGAAGUAGCAGAGUUUGAGGUACGGCCUUCCAGGCCACUCCACCUGACUGCAGACAAGGGCAUCCAAGUCCUGCUGUUUGGCACUGGGGCCUCAAAGGAUGGUGUUGCCUAUGACCCUUAUCUGGUCCUGGUCCCAGAUGUGGCUUCCUACUGCUCUUCCUAUGUGGUCAAGACUGUGCCAGGAUCUAAAGGAGUGGCCUUGGUGGUGGCAUCAACCAAGGCUGCGGAACAGCUGAUCCUGGACAAUCACUCACUUAGGAACCAGCUCACCUGGACAGCUGUGCCAGGCAGUGAGUUCUCCUUUGCAGAAGUGGCCCUCGGCUCUGAAGACACAAACCACGUCAUCAAGGGCCCUGCCAACUUUGGGCUGCUCCCCUUCGGAUUGGACCAGUUUAUUGGCUAUGGGACAUCAGCUGCCUGUGAUGAGAGUGAAUGAUGGACAAUGACCUCUUCCCCUGUGUAAAUAGUGACCCCCUUUCUGGCUCUCUCACCCUUUCCCCUUCCCCACCUACCUGCUCUUUAGUGACUCCUGGCUCAAUUGGACUGUCCCUCACUCUGACUCCCAUCUUCCCUCUCCUGAAGAUUUCUGGGGAAGGGGUGUUAAAUAGCUCACCUGGAACUACAUCCCUCUUAUUUGAGGCCCUGUCUGUGAGCAUGACACUGGAUGGAAUACAUGGUCAGAAGCGUCUCAAUGAUGGUUGAUGCUGGAGUGGUAUUGAGGUGUGUUUCUUUUUUCUAUUUCUCUGCACAUAUGAAAUAAAAAAUAUAUUUCCCAGUA